Molecule: messenger RNA, 1716 nt
Organism: Lingula anatina
Lineage: Eukaryota; Metazoa; Brachiopoda; Lingulata; Lingulida; Lingulidae
Product: testis-expressed protein 47
Source: RefSeq, a predicted model, not a curated record
ACUCUUGCUCAUUUAUAUAUGCCAGUCCAUUAGCCGAUAAAAUAAACACAUUUUCUUGCCACCAGUGAAAAAGAUCUAUUUGGACGAGAUGCCUGGUUGUCAGGAGGGAACAAUUGCUGUUUUUGGAUAGAUGUAAUAAUAUUGAAUGCAGUGCUUACAGCAGGUGCAUUCAAAAGGUUUUUAUGAGUUACUGAUCGUAACUAGGGGAAAUGCCAUAUUGGAAGUCUCUAUUUUUAGAAAAGCUAAGCGUAGAAAAUAUAUAUGCUAUAGUUAAUUUAGGCAGUUGGAAACUAGAACAAAAGUGAAUUUUUGAUGAAACUUUGAGUGCUUUGGCUGAAAUCAUGGCCCAUCGUACAUCUGCGGGAAAGCGACGUGGUCAUUCUCCAGACAAGGAAGGGGAGGGGGAUUUUGAUUUAAAAUCAGAGGAGGGAAAGAGUGUACAGCCUCUUGAAUUUCCACUACCAACUCUUUAUGAAGCAAAAAUGGACCGCCGGUAUAAGAAUGAUACAGAAAGGAAAAAUCUGUUACAUAGGCUUGUGUAUGUUGGCAAACUAAGAGAGGAUUUCUGUAGCAGCCAAGAAGAAAUUGGGCAUUACUAUGACAAUUUUUUCAAAAAUCUACACAAUUCUCUGCAAGGGGAAGGGAUUACUGGUUUAUUACUGCUUUAUCCAAAGCACUGUGCUCAUGUUGUGGAGACUUCUAAUGAAAAGAUCACAGAGGUUGUUAGAGAUAUGCAGAAAAGCAUUGAGAAGCAAGAGGGACCUCUUGAGGCUGCCAAAAUACUUGUUAUUUCCCAUGAUGUUCCAGAGAGACUCUACAACCAGUGGACACACAAAAUACUGGACAUUAAGUCUGCAAAUUUAGACUUGUAUGAACCUAGUGAGGCAGCUGAUAAACUAGUAACAGAUAUGUUGUCCCAGUUCCUCCAUCUUGGUACCUAUUUAGCAAAACAGCCAAAGUUAAACUUUAAAAAUGCACUAGAUACACUUCACGAGAAAGUACCAGAGCAUUUACCACAACAAGAUGUUAUAAAUUAUCUGGUAGAAAAUGAUACCACAUGCAUAAGCAAACCUGUGGAGUAUCUUAAUACUUACCAAAAACCCAUCAAAGUUGUCUUGGAUAGUGAACUCACGUGGCCAAUGCCUGUCAAGCUGUUUCCAUACAACUAGUCUGGAUGCACGAUAACCCAUGAUCACGUUUAUCAGACAAAAGAUAAUUAUUUGCCUAUCUUGACUUCCUGAGACUUUGGUGGAAAUAGGUGAACAACUGAUAAAUGACUUGCUUGUCACGGCAGGAUAUUCAUUCCAGCAGUAAUGAUGCUAAUCUUUUCAUUCAUUCAUUCAUUCAUCCUACGGCCAUCAUUUGUGAUGGCAUUUUACUCCCCCCCCCCUUAAUUUUUCACUACAUCAAGAAAAGUACAGAAGGCCAUAAGGUUUGUUGAAAGAUCCCCUCAAAUAAGUUUAAUGCUCAUUAUGUAACAUUAUUUCAUUUGAUUGUAAAUUGAUGAUUUUAAAAAAUACAAAGUGUCAGGAGUGGACAGAUGGGGGACUCUCUUCAAAUUCAACUCAGCUGUUCAGUGGAUUUGAUUUAUCUUUCCUUUGAAUUUACUGUGAAUGAAACAAACCAUAUUUAUAUAUGUAAUAUAUUGAUAUAUAAUAUAAAAUUGAAAUAUAUACUUGUUGUCUGUGUAAUAUUUGUAUGUAUAAAAACAAAAUA